AUGGAAUGUGAACUCGAAACAUUAAUGAAAACAAACUCGAACUGGAAUAAUAAUCUUGAUAAACACAAUAAAAAUCUGGAAGUAUCUAAUAGUUCUGAUGGACAUUAUGAAAAUUCACUAAACAAUAAAACGAAUAGAAAUAAGAUCGAUCAAUAUCAUGGUUAUAUUACCAACAAAUCCAACAAAGAAUUGAAUAAUUUUAACGAGAACAAGACUAAUUCAUCUGAAGGACAGGGACAAAACAGAGAACUAAAUGACUCAUACCAUCGUCCUCAUUAUCAUCAAGCUAUCAACAAUGAGAUCAUAAAAGGCAACUGCCUAUUUCAGUCAACCUUAAAACAACCAGAAAAUUCCAAAAUAAUUGAUUGGUCCAACAGCAAUAAUCAAACUAUCGAUGGAAAUAUUUAUAGUGACCAUUCACAAAAUAAAUGUGAACAAUCAUUGAUUUCUGAUAAACAACCAAUAUACCCUGAUCAUGUUUCAUGUUAUCCAACUCAUUGUAUCACCGAUUCGUCAGGUUACACUUCGUCAAAUUCUUCAUUUUCAAAUUCAUUAUCCGAAUGUUCCACAUCGUCAUCGUCAUCUUUGACAGUAGUUAGUAAGAUUAACUUACCUAUUGGAGAUGACGAUGCUACUCAUAAGAAUAUAAUCAGUAGGUUAGAUUGUACUGAUGAUAAAUUUCAUUCUAACAGAUUAAAAGAAAUGAAUUAUGAGAAAUAUUUACAUGUGAAUUUAUAUUCAACACAAAAUGAUGACCAGUAUUCCCAAAAAUGCCUAAAUUUGACUGAAUUAAAUGAAGCAUAUCAUCAACAGACUAAUGUAAGUAGUAAUGUAAAUUGUACAGACAGCGGUUUCAACAAUUCACUGGCCGCUUAUUUACAGUCAAAUAAACAUUUUAUGAAUGAUAAUAAUUAUCGUUAUAGUGAUAUUUUAAUGGAACAAAAAAAGUGCACUUGGAGGAAUGAUCUUAUGUACAAAGGUUUUAGUAAAUUAAAGACAAAUAUAAUUGAAGGUGAUGACAAUAAUAGUGAAGAGGAUGACGAAGGAAAUGACGAUGUUGGUCAGGAUGAUUAUCUAAGUGAAGGUGGUACAAGACAAAGAACAGAUCAUCAAUUAAAUUUAAACCAUACUGUAAAUGAAUUAGACAUUAAUGUUCCUAUUCAGUUAACCAACAAUAAUCCUCAUACAUUAACAAUUGCAAAAAAAUAUAAUAAACAUACAGCACACGAAAUUGGAUUUGUUGACGGAAUGAUCUUAGACUGUAACAAUGAUGAAAUGAUGAACAAUAUGACUAAAAUGUUGAAUUUUACACAGUCAAGACAACUUAUCAACAAUUCAGCUUUUCCAAUAAACGGAUAUACAACAACAAUAACAACAGUUCCACUAUCAUCCUCCUCCGCCGUAUCAUCAUCAUCUUUAUCAAGAAUAACAAUGACAUCAAGUGUCUCCGUCUCUAAUAACAUCCAAACAACAUCAUCAACAGCGAAUUGUACACGACAAAUUAAUCAUGAAAAAAAUAAAAAACUACGUAAACCACGUACAAUUUAUUCUAGUAUGCAAUUACAACAAUUAGCUAAACGAUUUCAUUUAACUCAGUAUUUAAGUUUACCUGAAAGAGCAGAAUUAGCCGCAUCGUUGGGAUUAACACAAACUCAGGUUAAAAUAUGGUUUCAAAAUAGGCAAACAAGUGAAUUAAAUAAUCAAAUAGAGAAUAUUUAUGAAGAUUGUCAUGAUCUCUUAAUGAAAACUAUGCCAUCUGAAACCGAUAUUCCCAUCAAUUCAGAUGAUAUACCGAUUGACUCUUCGUCUGGAUUUGAAAAUGGUCAUUCGAAUAGUAACUCAAAUAGUCCAAUCAUUCAGUCAAUAAUUAGUUCACCUGAAACUAAUCUCAAUAAACAUAUUACUAAUACUAAUAACAAUAAUAAUUAUGUUAAAUUGGAUUUACAGCCUAAUAAUUUCGUAAAAUAUGAAAUCACAUCGUCAGGCAAUUUAAGUUAUCAAACAUGGUCAACAGAUAUGAAAGAUGAUUACAGUAUUUCUAUUGAUGGUCAAACAGUUCAAAAUCAAGUAAAAUUCAAUGAUUCAACACAAUGUAAUAAUUAUUUAAAUCAAAAUUUUUAUUCCUCAACUAAUACUGAUCAAAUAAAUCUAUUGGAUGCAUUACCGAGACCAUAUUAUUGGACAAAAUCAUUGUUUGAAUCAUCAUCGUCAUCUAAUUAUUGGUUACCGAUGUCAACAAGUAAUCAAUGUUCAUAUUUUAAUCCAAAAUCGUAUUCAACUCCAAGAUGCGACGAUGAUGAUAACGAUGAAGAUGAUGAUGAUGAUGAUGACAACAAUGAUGAAGAUGAUGAUGAACAUGAAAACAGUGAAUUAGAACAUGAUACGAGUAAUGACAUUAAUAAUAAUACACAUGAUACAUGGACUUUUAAUAGAUCCAAUGAUUAUAGCUAUUUAAAUUCAACAACAACUAAGGAUAGAUUAAAAAAUUCUGAAAUAAUUUAUCCCAAAUCACCAUCACAAACUUCCUCAUAUCACGAAUGGAGAAAAUACUGUUUAAAUAACGACGCAAAUCAAUUGGUUUAUAACUAUGAACAAAGUAAUUCACCAAAAACAUCUCAAGAUCCAUUCAAUUACAAUUUCCAUUCCUCUUGCUCACAAACAUUACCUGCAAUACCACCGAUACCUUCAGCGUUAAUAUCAUCAGCUGAAACACAACCAUCAUCAUGGUCUCUUAUAGAAUCAAUCUGUGUACAACAACAACACCAACAACAAAAAACUGGUGAAAAUGAAAAAAACUCUGUCAUUAUUACAAAUCAUAAUUUCACCAAAAUAUCCGAUACUCAUAAGAACACUAUUAUUCCAUUAACAAGUGAAUAUCAAUUUCAAAGACAACAAGAACCACAAUUUCCUGAUCCAUGUGAACAUACAGCAUUAACAUCAACAAUAACAUCUGUAAUGGCUGAUUCAACAUCACCAUCAUCAUCAUUAUCGUCAUCAUCAUCGUCAUUAUCAUUACAUAACAACACAUUGUACAUUUAGAUAUCGAAAAAAAAGUUUCACUGAUGAAUGUCGACAAGUGACGAAAUACCAGUCAUAUUGUUCAUUCAUUUCUAUAAAUAAAAAUACAUAAAAAUAAGAUGAUUCUAUACGUUUCACAUAAUAAGUCAAAUACAAUCAUUAAUAUUGUUAGUCAAUUAUUAUUUGAACUACCUCGAAAAAUACUAUUAUUCUUAUCAAUACAAGUAUACUGUUCAAUUUUCAAUUAACUCGAAGAUUAUUAAUACAAAGUUAGUCAAAGUAAGAAAAUACUACUGAAUAAUUUAAUCUAUAAAUAGUGUAUAUUCUACUGUUAAAUUGAUGUAAUUAGUAACGGUUAAAGGGAAAUAAUAAUAAACGUAUUAACCACAUAAAGAUAAGUGAGAAACAUGUUCAAUAUAAAUUAAUGUUUAAAUAGUAUUCAGGAUCAAUACAAAAUACACGUGAUUUUGAUACAUAACUUACUAUGAAUAUACAAUCACAAUUACAUCAUGAUCAUGAUCACGAUCACGAUCAUCAUGAUCAUCAUCUGUAUCGGCUUAUAUACUGUUUGUUUCAUUUGUACAAGGGAUUUGAAAAUUGUUGUUUACUUUACAAAAUUAUCACUUUUAAACAAUAUCACUUAAUUUCUUUCUAUAUACAUAUAUAAUACAACAA
Schistosoma mattheei is the source of this 3693-nucleotide messenger RNA. Lineage: Eukaryota; Metazoa; Platyhelminthes; Trematoda; Strigeidida; Schistosomatidae. The record is from the annotation of a GenBank genome assembly.